CUAGGCGGAGUGGAGAGCAUAUUCUUCUUAUGAUUGCCCAACGCUGUAAACGUCCUUUUGGGUGCAAUCAUGGCGACGCUUGACCACCAGACGGAAAGGGCUUUCCAGCACCAACCCACCAUCAACCUUAACAAGAAGGGCCAGAAAGUUGGCAAGGCCCUAAGGUACCAUAGAAAUGUUGGGCUGGGUUUCAAGACACCACGUGAGGCCAUCUCGGGCAUGUACAUUGACAAGAAGUGCCCGUUCACUGGCAACGUGUCGAUCCGGGGCCGCAUCCUAACGGGUGUUGUACAGAAGAUGAAGAUGCAGCGCACCAUCGUGAUCCGGCGAGAGUACCUGCACUACAUCAAAAAAUACAACCGCUUCGAGAAGCGCCACAAGAACAUGAGCGUCCACCUUUCGCCGUGUUUCCGUGACGUGAAGAUCGGGGACGUCGUCACGGUCGGCGAGUGCCGCCCGCUGAGCAAGACUGUGCGCUUCAACGUCCUCAAGGUGGUGAAGAGCGCCGGAUCCAAGAAGUCAUUCGCCAAGUUUUGAAGCCUGAUCGCUGCGUGGAAAUAAAGAAACAAAAAAAAU
Pollicipes pollicipes is the source of this 576-nucleotide messenger RNA. Its product is annotated as 40S ribosomal protein S11. The record is from RefSeq and is a predicted model, not a curated record. Lineage: Eukaryota; Metazoa; Arthropoda; Thecostraca; Pollicipedomorpha; Pollicipedidae. Gene Ontology annotation, biological process: translation. The transcript has 4 exons. Gene Ontology annotation, cellular component: cytosolic small ribosomal subunit; ribosome. Gene Ontology annotation, molecular function: structural constituent of ribosome. The coding region runs from base 70 to 537 and encodes 155 amino acids.